AUGGCUGGAGCUGAAAUUAGCAGUGCUGUCAUGUGUCAGCAGUGUGAAGAGCAGCGGCUGAGCACACAGCCCUGUGGGGCACCUGUGCUCAGUGUGGUAGUGCUCGAGGUUGACGACAAAUCUCAUUGCUGUGGUGGAACUCUGAUUGAUCCGCAGUGGGUUCUGACCGCAGCCCAUUGCAUUGAAGGGUGUCCACGUCCUUUUAAGGUCUUCCUUGGAACCCAUGCAGAACGUGGGGAAGAAUCAUCCAAACAGGAACGAGAUGUUUCUAAGAUAGUUAAGAGACCAUCUGGAGCUGACCUUGCUCUUAUCAAGUUGGACAGGCCUGCAGUAAUUAAUGAUCAGGUAUCGCUUGCUUGUCUACCAGAAAAGGACUACAUUGUACCAGAUGGUACUGAAUGCUUUAUAACUGGCUGGGCAGAGACACAGGGAACUGGUGGAAAGGGUCACCUGAAAGAAGCCGGCGUACCAAUAAUUGAGAACAAACUCUGCAACAAUCCGUCGUUUUUGAAAGGCCGCAUAAAGGAUCACGAGAUGUGCGCUGGAUUGAAGAGGAUAACAGACAGUUGUCAGGGAGACAGCGGCGGACCUCUCGCCUGCAAAGCACAGAACAAGUUUGUUCUUCAAGGAGUGACAUCAUGGGGUCUUGGUUGUGCUGAUGCUAAGAAACCUGGAGUUUACGUCCAAGUCUCUAAGUUUAUCAACUGGAUUGAACAAACCCUGAAAGAAAAAUGAUGCAUCUAGCUUUCCUGUGGCUCAGUGGUAAGAUCAUGGCACCAGCAAUGCCAAGGUCAUGGCUUCGAUCCCACGGGAUUGCACAUAGUCAGAAACAAAAGUAUAAGGUAUGUCUGCCAAAUGCAUAUAUGUAAAUCUUGAACUCAAAUGUAUAAUGGGAUAUACAUUAGAAUUUAAAUGUACAACUUCUCUGUAGAAUCAAAUUAUUAUGAUACAAAAGCUGUUUUAAAGUUAAUGCUCAUGUUCUGUGUAUCGCUGCUGUCCUUUUGAAACCUUGUAUCUCCAUUUUUAAUGAUUUAAAUUUUUUGCCAUAAAUCAUAAGUCUUGUUUUUUUUUAUCUAGCCAGUAAAAAUUGCUCGUCAACUUUGAGAAGUAUGUAAUCGUUUAAUAGUUGAAUUGUUCCAGUAAGAUAAGUUUCCUGCUGUUCUUCCCUUUUCAUAUAAGAUAGUAGACGUCUAAAUCUGCUGGAUAGUAAGAUCUAUUAUUUAUGGCAUCACAAUAACAAAAUUGAAACAAACUACGGGAUCAUUUUCGGAUGAAAUACCAAGAUAGUAUAUUCUAUAAACUUCACAUCAGAUGAUAGAUGACAACAUGCAAGUCGUCGCAUUGGAAUUGUAAGGUUCUAUCUGACAUCUUUGUCAAAAUUGAGUAUUCACAUAACUUAUUUACAAUAUGCCAUGCUUUUGAGAUGUGUACAUUUUGUUAUUGUAAUUGAUUAAAUUACAACUUCGUGAACCUAAAGUUGCCCGUCGCUCUGCUUGUUUUCUCUGUGAUGCUGGACAUCAGGGUACACAGGCUGAAGUUUUGCCAGAGGGUCUGUUUGGUGAGCUCGUUUCUGUUCUGAUGUAUUUCGGCAGAUAUUGCACUCCAGUUUAUAGUGAAACUGCUGAAAAAGAGGUUUAUAUGUAAAAUUAUUCUUACUUGUAGCUCAGUGGCUAGAGAAUGGCGCUAGCAACACUAAGAUCAUGGGUUCGAUCAAUUGCACAUACUCCAGUACAAAUGUAAAGUAUCACGCAAUGUAAGUUGCUUUUGGAAAAAAGUGCUUGCCAAAUGCGUAAAUGUAGAUACAUGGUUCAUAUAGUCAAGGGGAAAUCAAGCAACUUUAAAAGAUUAAUGACAAGUAUUAGAUGUCACGACAAUACAAAUGAACUCAAUAAAACGUAAUGUAAACACAAAACUGAAACAAAACUCAGCCAUAGAUUAUCUUUUUGCACAUGACACCUCAAAGUAUGCGAAACUAUUACUGUUCAAUCCUAGUUCACUUCAUUAAUCUUUAAAGCCCUUAGAUUCACUCCGCAAACAAACAGCUUAAAGUUACGUAAGACACAAAUGUCUAAUUCUGACAAAUCACAUGAUCAGUAACAGUAAUGCUGGUUCAAAAUAUAUUGAUCAACAAACAGCACACAGUUCAUGUCCUCGAUUAAACAAUGAUUGACAGAAAAGUAACUAGUCUAUCAGAUCCACACUCUUGAUAACAUCAUAUUGAGCAACUAUAGACUGAUAUCAAAUCUUCCUUUUAUUGGCAAGAUUAUUGAAAAUGUUGUUUUUAUUCAGCUACUGAACUUAAUAUCAUAUCAAAUGGAUACCUGGAUAAGUUAAAAUUUGGUUUCCUGAUGCACAACAACACGGAGAAGCGCUCAUAAAGAUAAGUUAUAUUCGCCCAAAUUCUGAUUCUGGCAAAAUUCUUCAACUGUGCUGAAACAGUGGGAUAAUAAAACCUAGUCCUAUUAACUAAAAAGGGGUCAGCCUUUCUGCGACGGUUCAAAACAAGAUGGAACGGACAGUUGUCAGGUUAAAAACAUGCAGUAGUCGAAAAUACGCAAAUCUGGUUGAAAAAUCUAACUGAAACAUCAUCCCUAACAAAUGUUGGUUAAGCAUAUUUACAUUUUUUCUCGCAUUUAGUGACAGCAGCAGGCCUCUCGUAAAUAAAGCACGGUACAAGUUUGUUCUUCACACAGUAACAUCAAGGAGUAUUGAUUGUACCAAAGCCCUUAAAAACCUGGAGGGUACGUCUGUAUCCCAAAAUCUGUAAAUUUGGAUUGAGGAAAGCAUGACAGAAAACUGGAGCACAUUUCCAAUUUCUGUUGUAUUGUACCACACAAGCCAGCAUUGGCUCCCCAUGUGCAUCAGUGAGCCUUGGCCACCCAUGACCACUGAACCACUGUAUCCGGUUGACCACCUUGGACCGCUUCUGAUGGAUACUGACCACUGCAGACUGGGAAUAUCCAGAAGAGAUGACACAGUCGUCUAGCCAUCUGAAUUUGGCCCUUAUUAAAACUCGCUGUAAUCCACAUCAACAUCAACACAUCAACUUUGAGGACACAUGUUCACAGCUGUAUAACAUAUCCCACCCACUAAGGGGUACCGUGAUGAAAAGAUCCAUCCAUCCAUCCAUUUUCUACCGCUGUAUCCGAACUACCUCGGGUCACGGGGAGCCUGCGCCUAUCUCAGGAGUCAUCGGGCAUCAAGGCAGGAUACACCCUGGAUGGAGUGCCAACCCAUCGCAGGGCACACACAUUCACUCAUUCACUCACGCACUCACGCACUCACGCACUCACACCCUACGGACAAUUUUUCCAGAGAUGCCAAUCAACCUACCAUGCAUGUCUUUGGACCAGGGGAGGAAACCGGAGUACCCGGAGGAAACCCCUGAGGCACGGGGAGAACAUGCAAACUCCACACACACAAGUCGGAAGCGGGAAUCGAACCCCCAACUCUGGAGGUGUGAGGCGAACGUGCUAACCACUAAGCCACCGUGCCCCCACUGAUGAAAAGAUGAUCAGUAUUAUUCACUUCAUCUGUCAAUGGUCAUAAUGUUAUGCCUGAUCGGUGUAUACAAUACUACAAAAAAAUUGUGGUCUAGUGGGUUAAACCACUGGGUUGACAAUCAAAAGGUUGCUGGUUCGAUCCCAGCAGCCACCACCAGUGUGUCCUUGAGCAAGACACUUUACUCCAUGUUGCUCCAGGGGGAUUCGCCCUGUAAUAAGUGCACUGUAAGUCUGCUAAAUAGAUAUGUAGAAUUUGUAGUCUUUGUCAUUGAAAUUAAUUUAAUCUAAAUACAUUUAAGUGUUCAAUAAAUUAAAAUGAACAAGGAUCUGAAAAGUAA
Molecule: messenger RNA, 3841 nt
Organism: Triplophysa dalaica
Lineage: Eukaryota; Metazoa; Chordata; Actinopteri; Cypriniformes; Nemacheilidae
Product: plasminogen-like
Exons: 6
Coding region: 1-735 (244 amino acids)
Biological process (GO): proteolysis
Molecular function (GO): serine-type endopeptidase activity
Source: RefSeq, a predicted model, not a curated record